CUCUGCUGUUCUGAUAUGCAAACCGAAGUAGCAAAGAUGCCUCAUGUGUUACCACACCAGCGGGGCUUUCCAGUAGUCAACUGUAAGGAGUCCGCAUAACGAAGGAAGCAAGAGAUACUGCCAAUGACUGGAAGAGCACGCACCAGUCAGGAGACGGAGUCAGUGACUAUCUCUCUUGAGCCUCGCCCGGAAAGCGCAUCCCAUCCACGGUCAUCUUUGACAAAAUUGGUUCAUUUCUCCGCGGACGUACAAUACCUGUAUGGGCUUGUUCUGGGGCUUAUUCUGGGGCUUAUUCCAAAAUCAGCAGAAAGCCCUUGCGAACUGCUUCACCCGGUGCAUACGCCCUGGUAAAACUUCUUCAAUGACACCGCGACAUGCAACUAUGUACCUUCUUAACUCAAAAGCCACUACUUUUAUAUUCGCUCUCUUUCUUUAAA
This is a messenger RNA of Aspergillus vadensis CBS 113365, 437 nucleotides long. RefSeq lists its product as uncharacterized. The record is from RefSeq and is a predicted model, not a curated record. The transcript has a single exon. Lineage: Eukaryota; Fungi; Ascomycota; Eurotiomycetes; Eurotiales; Aspergillaceae. The coding region runs from base 124 to 351 and encodes 75 amino acids.